AUGUCUAGCAACCAAGCAGUCUUAAGCGGCAUCCUCGAGGCCGGAAAAUUCAUCAAGGUUAUCCAAAGAGCCUUCCCAGUCAUUGAUGAUGAUCAAAUUCUUGUCAAGGCCGUUGCCUUCGCAGCUAACCCGACCGACUGGAAGCACGCUGUUUACCAAAUAGGUCAUGAGGGUGACAUUGCUGGAUCCGAUGCUAGUGGUAUAGUCGAGCAGGUCGGUAAGAACGUCAAGGGUUUUGAGGUGGGUGACAUUGUCUCUUCCUUCAUGCAUGGCAAUUACUCGACUACAAGAGGUGCCUUCUCUGAAUAUUUUAUCGCUGACCCUGUCACCACCAUCAAGUACGACAAAUCCCAAAUUAAGGACACCGAGUUGCCUGUUGGUGUCACUCCAAGCAGCACCAUCAACAGCUUUGAAGGUGCUGCGUCUCUUACCUUAAGUAUGACCACAGUUGCCUUAACCUUUUCUGACACUUUCAAGGUCUCGUAUGACAAGUCCAAGAACGCCAAUAAGUCGGUAUUGAUCUGGGGUGGUGCUACCUCUACCGGUAUCAUUGCCAUUCAAGUUGCCAAGGAGGUUUAUGGCCUAAAUGUCAUCACAACCGCCUCGAAGAAGAACCACGAGUUCUUGGCCAGUUUGGGUGCCGAUCAGAUCUUGGACUACAACAACAGCAAUGUCAUUGAGGAUGUCAAGAAGGCUGCCAAUGGCAGCAUUGCUUAUGCCUACGACACUGUUUCUAACGAGGAAACAUUCCAGCAAACUUACGAUGCCACUGAAGGUUCUCCAGAAGUUAUUCUCGAAAACUUGAUGAACUUGAGUGAGGACAUUCUCAAGACUGAUAGCUCAAGAAAGGUGACCUUCAACAAGCUUAUUGCCUAUACUGCUGAUGGUAGAACUCACCAUGUGUUUGGACAAGACUUUGUUGCUACACCAGAAAGUCUCAAGAAUUACAAUCAUUUCUGGAACACGAUUGUCCCAACCAUCAUCACUACGAUCAAAACUCCGCACUUGAAGGUCUUGGAAAGUGGUAUAGAGACGGCCAAUGAAGCAUUCACUUUGCUUUACGAAAACAAGGUCAGUGCCGAAAAAGUUGUGUUCAGAUCUUGA
Messenger RNA from Suhomyces tanzawaensis NRRL Y-17324, 1104 nucleotides. Its product is annotated as zinc-binding alcohol dehydrogenase family protein. NCBI's taxonomy places the organism in Eukaryota, Fungi, Ascomycota, Pichiomycetes, Serinales, Debaryomycetaceae. Gene Ontology annotation, molecular function: oxidoreductase activity, acting on NAD(P)H. The transcript has a single exon. The coding region runs from base 1 to 1104 and encodes 367 amino acids. The record is from RefSeq and is a predicted model, not a curated record.